UCAACCUUCUUACUUGUCUAUCUAGCAGUUGCAACUGCCUAUGAACAAUGCCACAUUACAACCUAUAUAUGCAACAAGACCAAAUUGAAGAAACAAACAUCAGUACCUUAAUAUACUAGAAAUGAGGCUACAACAACUCAACAUGUUACUAGUACCAUUUUUCUUGCUUGUUCUUACUGGUACCAAAACCAAAGGUUCACCAAUACCAUCCAUGGAUUCCCCCAUCCCUCUCUUAUCCGAUCAUUUCCCAGAUCCAUUUUGCGUCAUGAAACAAACCUCCUUUGGAGUUGAGAAAGACCAACCAGCAAUGACACUGUCACCGGUUAAAGUAGACUGGAAGGAAACUCCAGAAGGACAUGUCAUAACGAUGGACGUGCCAGGGUUGAGAAAAGAUGAGAUAAAGAUAGAAGUGGAAGAGAACAGCGUGCUGAGAGUUAUUGGAGAAAGGAAGAAAGAAGUGGAGAAGAAAGGUGAUCGUUGGCAUAGAGCUGAAAGAUCAUAUGGAAAAUUUUGGAGGCAAUUUAGAUUGCCUGAAAAUGCUGAUUUGGAUUCUGUGAAGGCUAAGAUAGAAAAUGGUGUUCUUACUUUGACACUUAAUAAGUUGUCUCAUGAUCAGAUUAAAAGUACUAGAGUUGUUAGCAUUGAUGAGGAGAAUGAGAAAUCACCCAAGGUCAACAAUGAUGGGGCUAAUAACAAUGAGCUUUGAAAUAUCAUCAAUAUUGUUGUCAUAGAAAGAAAAUUGCUUUUUAAUUCCGUGUUUGUUUGAAUAAAGAGAUUUCAUCAAAAUCUUGGUUGUUUUUGUUGUUGUGAUGGAUGUAGUCACUUGUUCGAUGAUGAAUGAGUGUGUCUAGUUUUCUUUUAAGUGUGUCGGUGUCAUAAUGGGUCUUUUUGUUGCUACUGUUGUUGUUGUUGUUGUGAUGGAUAUAGUCUUCACUCUUCUAGUGUGUCUAGAUUUUUUUUUUUUAGUGUGUCUAGUGUUGUAAUGGGUAUUGUAAUGGUUUUUUGUGUCUCUAUAAAACUUCUCUUUUUAUGUUUGA
Messenger RNA from Medicago truncatula (barrel medic), 1037 nucleotides. Its product is annotated as 22.7 kDa class IV heat shock protein. The record is from RefSeq and is a predicted model, not a curated record. Lineage: Eukaryota; Viridiplantae; Streptophyta; Magnoliopsida; Fabales; Fabaceae. Bases 122 to 706 code for a protein of 194 amino acids. The transcript has a single exon.